AUGUCAGAUCUAGGCUUCACCUCCUCCGAGAUACGCUUUGCUACCGCAACUCUUGCAGCAAUCGCAGCUCUCGCUCCCAUCGCAUACUAUCUUUACCCAUCGCAAUCGCAAGACUCGACCAAACACCUCCAGACGUUCAAUCAUUUCAUAAACAGCUAUUCGACUCUUCGUCCCCAGGCGCUGACGACAAACGCAACGCGAGACUUUACGCAUACCUCUCUUCCAGCAGAAUUGAACCUACCCACACGCUCGAUCCAACCUUUCCGCGAACAUGCACAAGUUGUAUUCGAUAUAUUCAAGGACUUCCAGGUAGUCCCGCAAGACGACGGACAUGGAGGCAAAGCAGUGCACUUCUCGAGAGAUACGAACACAGUGGUAGCGCACUGUAAGAUGGGAGGCAAAGUAGAUAAAGACCAUGAACUGGGCGCACAGCUAGCUGAGAGCCACAUUACAGAGUGGUGGACUGAAGGCGUACUAUUUGUAAAGCUCAGUAAAGACGGACAGAGAGUUGAGAGCGUGAGGGAGUUCAUGCACAGUAAGAAGGCGGAGGAGCUGCAUAUUCGUCUGCACGGAGCUGUGGAAUUCUGA
Messenger RNA from Alternaria postmessia, 588 nucleotides. RefSeq lists its product as uncharacterized. Lineage: Eukaryota; Fungi; Ascomycota; Dothideomycetes; Pleosporales; Pleosporaceae. The coding region runs from base 1 to 588 and encodes 195 amino acids. The record is from RefSeq and is a predicted model, not a curated record. The transcript has a single exon.